Molecule: messenger RNA, 1736 nt
Organism: Opisthorchis viverrini
Lineage: Eukaryota; Metazoa; Platyhelminthes; Trematoda; Opisthorchiida; Opisthorchiidae
Exons: 6
Coding region: 1-1473 (490 amino acids)
Source: RefSeq, a predicted model, not a curated record
AUGCUUAACUGCGACCAGCCAGCUCGUCAGAAUUUGACACUCAGCUCUGGGUGGUCUUGCUUCUUCCGGAGACAUUGGUCUCGGUCGGGGUCGUCCAUAAAUUGGCCGCAAUUGAGCUCUGCACCUUUGAUUUUCACCAUGAACUUCUCUCGAAAUAAUUUGGCUAAACGGCGAGUGACCAAUGAAAACGUUCCACGUUAUUUUCUACAUCACCAUAGCCCAGAUCAUUACCAAAAUCGCCCAAUGAGCGCCCUUCGACAACACAUGUCUUUCAGCUCGGUGCAGCAUUUAAUGAAGUCACGCACAAAUCAACGGAAUAACUCAUUUGACACUACCCCUAAACAGAUGGACGACCAUCUUCUACGACGAGGAAGCCGAUCAACCACAGUGCUCAAUCAACCUAACGAGACAGGAGAAAAUUUAAUGAACACUACCUCCACUGUCGUCCAACACACGCGAGGUCAUGAUCUGGUGCAAGCAACUUGUUCUCGUCUUCGCCUACCCUGUGAAACUUGCCAGCACACUGUGCACGGGCAUCACUAUCUCUACUGUCAGCACUGUCCCCUGGUCGUACACAGGAAGGAAUUGUGCGUAACAUCAAUUCCUCGUGGUUGUCCAUCAGAUGACCUCGGAAUCAAAGGCUGGGGUGAAGGUCGCCAGACUCUUAAAUGGAUGGAUGCGGCUGAAGUGAAACUGGAAGACGUAUACCUAUCUGCAAAUCUGGCCUUGCAGUCAAACAAAUGCUAUGAAUGUCGACGGAUCCUGAGCAAGUCUGCCGGACACGAGCUGGAACCGGAGAGUGACGUCAAAGGAGUCGAUGGCACCAAAGAGGCUCACUCCAACCAUCAGCUGCCCAAGUCUAUCGGGAAGGCAGUAGUGCACAAAAUAACGAAAGUGCACUCACAUAAACAGACGGGAAUGAAAAAGAACGACUCGAGUCACUCCUUGAACGCGCCGACGGAAAUACGCGUCUGUCACGUGACUGGGCGGUACUAUUGCGAUAACUGCCACUGGGAUGACCAGUGGUACAUACCUGGAUCAAUAGUCCUUUUAAAUGAUACCAGUAAACAGCCGGUAUGCCGGUCCGCUUACCUGCGCCUCCGAGUCCUCUGGGAUUCCGCAAUCAUCAAAAUACCAAAAUACUGGCACGAGGAGAAUGAAAAGGCCAGCGAAGUCUUUGCCAUACGGUCCAAAUUCAGUCAGCUUUUGCCUUUCACCCACAUCUGCACCACUGCCUCCGCAAUCAAGGAAUACUCAGAGUUGUGCGAACCCGCACACUUGUUCGGUAAUCCACAAUAUUUGCGGAUGUGUGAUGUUAUUGAUGUCCUAAACGAUACAAUGGCCCCUCGACUUCAAGAGCACUUGGACAAGUGGAUGGCGCAUGUCAAGUCCUGUGAAAAAUGCUUGGAAGCGAAAAAUUACUUCGGAGACCGAAAUAGGCGUGGAUCUAAUAUAAUCUGGCUGGAUGAAUGAGGGUUCUGUGCGUUUCGUCAAAUGGAUGUCAAAAGAUUGCUCACAAUUCCAAACUGGACGCAUUAUCCCGACGUUGACCGAUUCUUUGAGAGAGUGGCUCUGUCGUUCUUUGUGUAAACUUUCCCCACCAAGCUAUUUUAUCUUUAUUUUGCCCCCCGUGUAAACCAUUUAUUGUGCUCUAUAUUUUUAUAUUCCCUGCAUAUCUGAACUGCUCCUGGCGGUCAGCACCGAAGAUACAUAAAAUUACAUUUUUAGAAAAUUCU